AACGGGCUGGGGCAGGAAGGCCGGCCUCAGGACCAGGGGGUUAAGGCUGGGCCAGGAGAGCCACUUUGUACCUUGAUCUUCAGCGAGCAGGAGGCAGGAAGAGGCCCAGUCACGGGGCAAGGGAAGAGCAUGAAGCUGCCGCUCAGAAGUAGACCGCCGCUCUCUGUCUAGGGGACUCCUCUCAGGAGCCAGGCCGGCGUCCAUGCAGCGCUAGGCCCGGAGGACGGACCGCAGGCGGCCGCACGAGACCCGGCGCCCCGGUCCAUGCUGCCCUCGGGGGGCGCCCGGACCAGACCCUGGGCCCUGUCGACAGCAUGCCUUCCUCGAGCUCACCGCCCGAGGACAAGGCCAAGGGCAAGGCCGCCGCCCCUGAGGAGAAGGCCAAGGGGAAAGCCCUGUUGGGCCUGGGCUCCCUCAUCGGGAAUCGGAGCGAGAAAAUUGUCAUUGCCAGGAGCGACAGUGCCCCUGAGGAGAACGUCCUGAAGAUCACCAUAACAGAGACCACGGUGAUCGAGUCGGACUCGGGCAUCUGGAACUCCCACGCCCUCCUCUACCUCACCCUGUGGUUCUUCUUCAGCUUUUGCACUCUGUUCCUCAACAAGUACAUCCUGUCCCUGCUGGAGGGCGAGCCCAGCAUGCUGGGAGCCGUGCAGAUGUUCUCCACCACACUGAUUGGUUGUAUUAAGAUCUUCGUUCCUUGCUGUUUAUAUCAGCACAAAGCCCGCUUGUCUUAUCCAUCUAAUUUCAUCAUGAUAAUGAUAUUUGUGGGACUAAUGAGAUUCGCCACAGUGGUCUUGGGGCUGGUUAGCUUGAAAAACGUGGCUGUUUCAUUUGCCGAAACGGUGAAAAGCUCGGCUCCCAUCUUUACGGUUAUAAUGUCUAGGAUGAUUUUGGGAGAAUACACUGGACUGCUGGUGAAUCUGUCCCUCAUCCCUGUUAUGGGCGGGCUCGCACUAUGUACAGCUACUGAAAUCAGCUUCAAUGUCUUGGGAUUCUCUGCUGCCUUGUCUACCAACAUCAUGGACUGUUUGCAAAAUGUGUUUUCAAAAAAGCUCCUCAGUGGGGAUAAAUACCGAUUUUCUGCCCCCGAGCUUCAAUUCUACACCAGCGCCGCUGCUGUGGUCAUGCUCAUUCCGGCUUGGAUCUUUUUCAUGGAUAUGCCAGUGAUUGGAAAGAGUGGAAAAAGUUUCCAUUAUAAUCAAGAUGUCAUCUUGCUGCUCCUCAUGGAUGGCGUCUUGUUCCAUCUUCAGAGUGUCACAGCUUAUGCCUUGAUGGGAAAGAUCUCCCCUGUCACUUUCAGUGUGGCCAGCACAGUCAAGCACGCUCUGUCCGUCUGGCUGAGUAUUAUUGUGUUUGGGAACAAGAUCACCAGCCUGUCAGCCAUCGGGACGGUUCUGGUGACCGUCGGUGUGUUGCUCUACAACAAAGCCAAGCAGCACCAGCAGGAGGCGAUGCAGAGCUUCGCCAUGACUGCCAGCCCAAGCGCCCCGGAGGAUUCGGAACCGCUGAUUGCCAAGGACUCCAAGCCGUACCACUGAUCCUGGCCUGCCGCUGCCUUCUGCACCCUGUGGAAGCUGCUCCUCUGCUCACUGCUGACGUCUUGAUCGUUCCUUUAGAUGAGCAGGUGGGGACUGGGGGGCACGACAAGACAGCUGUACGGUGAAGAAGCUGCAUGUUCUGCUGCCCGAGAGCUGUUCUGGGAGACCUGAGCGUUGCCAGCAUUAGUGAAAGGCGUUUCCUUCUUUCUGUCAGGAGAACUGCAACAGGACAAGAGGGGCAGCUGCAACCUAGUACUGUCACCAGAAUAAUGUGAAAAAUAAAAAGUGACCUGCCACUGUUUUUGAACUUGUUGUCGGGGGCUGGAACGGGGUGCCCUGCAGAAAACAAGCACCGUCACUGUCAACCACGUUCCUGUGGAAUGAGCUUGGGGCAGCCCAGGACGUCUGCGGAUGAUGUUUGGAAUCUGUGAAAGUGGAGCUCAAGAUCCAGGUGCCAAGGUGAAUGUUUUCCUGCAUAUACUGCCCACAGAAAUCACUGAACUUUCCUGUUGGAAUUUGCUAGAAAACUGAGAACCCAAGAGAGGUUUGGGUUCUCUGAUUCCUACAUGCCCUUAAAUGAAAAAGAAACCAAGACAGAUGAAUCUUGUAGAUGAUCACCCCUGGGGAGAUUUCAUGACAUUUUUUUUCACAAUCUAUGAUAUAAGCCUUCAGUCCAGAAGGAUGUUACCGGGGUUGCUUAUUGGUCAGAAACAGCAAAACCGGUCUUCCUGGGGACCAGAGGUUUGCUGAAGUGAUGAUGGCUCUCUGUGGAACACAGGGCGCUGGGAGAAUGUUACCUACUUUGCCACCCUUUACCCACUGGCCCCUAAAAGAGGAAGAUGGAGGGCAAGGACAAGAGUGGGGUCCUUGCUGUCAAUACCUCCAUGCUUUGCCUUUAAAAAAAUCUCACAACAUACAUAUUAAAAAACAAGCAAACUAGUGAUAGAUCCUAGCAUGAAAUAUGUAGGGAAAAGGGGUCGUUUCAUAGGCUUGCUUUAAAUUAUGGAGUUCAAUAAAGAAAGCAGCAUCUCUCCCCUGACCCCCUCCACCCCAAGCUCUUUAGAAAACUAUGCUGUUCUCUUGUGCUGAAGGGAUUUCCCAUUCCUGCCCAGUUGGCCAGCUGAGUGCACCGUAUAUAAUGUCAGCGGCCCCCUGACUCUUGAUGGUGUGGGGGAGGGAAUGGAAUAGUAACUGUUAGUUCCUGGCUCUGGCUGAUUUAAAACAGAAUGUCUCAUAUGUUAUAAUUGUUUGGGGUUGUCUUUUAAGAAUAGGUAUACUUUUUUGGUUUUAAAUUUACUGUUAUAUAAUGCUAAUGCUGGGUAGUUUUCUUUCUUAUUUAGCAUUGACAGGGUUAGAGCUACCACUACCUCCCCUCCCCGCUUUUGCCACUCAUUAACUUUAUGAAGAUUUACAUUUUGUUCCUUUUUUUUCUUUCUAUAUUAAUUUAUGAAUAUAGAAAGAAAGCUGGUAAAAGGGGUUAGUGUUUACAUUUUUGGUUCUAAUACAGUUUAAAAUGAUACUGUGGUUAAAAAACAAAUGGAUAGACGGGCUUUUAGAGUAGAUUUCAGGGAAUAAAAAAAUUAUGCUUUGUAGGAAAAGCUAGAAUCUCAACUAAUAGCUUGUCUUCUUCCUCCCCCCCCCUUAGCUCCAAGUGGCCUAAGGAAGGACCCUAAUGUCUUUUAUGACCUUUCCUUCUGUUUAUGAGGUGCCCCCAUUUCAAAACGUCUUGUCUAAAAAGUACAGUUUGCAUUGUGACUCCAAAGUUACAGAAAUUGGUUCAGUAUUCCAGCUUCUCCCCUACUGAUGCCCUUCCCAGUGUCUGUUGACCUCUCUGGAGCGAUUUGUAAGUUGAAUUGUCAUAUUAGAUGGAGUUACUUUAGAAUGGAGCGAUCUGGACACAACUGACCUGUUUUCUACAGGCUGACCUCUGAGCUUUGAGGGCCUUUGAAGGGGGAAGUGGAAAAGGCAGAAAUUUCAGUGAUUGUGUAUUAUUGUAGUGCUUUCUAAAAAAUAUUCUUCAGAUUGAAGUUUUGGGUCUCAGUGAUGGUCUACACUGGCUUUCUAUCUCCAUUUUUAACCUGGGGAAGGAAAGGGGAAAGGGAUUUUCCUAUAAUGGGAGUUAGUCAGUUUUUCAUUCUGUAGCCCAAUGAUUCUCAGAAUCAGCUGAUUGACAAUGGGAUUUUUUUUUUUUUCUGGGACUAAUCACAGAGAAGAGGGCCACUUGGGAUCCUUUAUGUUAUACUGUUCCCUUCCCCCAUCUCAUUUCCUCUCCCUCCUGCCCAGCUUAGCGUCCCAUAAUUAUCUCAUUAUCUUUCUGCUUGGUUUCUCACCUGGAAAAAUGUAAAAUGCUUUGAAUAACUACUCUUGUAGAUCAAAUCUUUCUGAAACAAAAGAGCAAUAAUUAAGUCUCAUUAAGUUUUGCCUGUUUGAAAUGGCUUUCCUCUGAGCAGGAGAGCAAACAGCAGGCCUUUUAGCUUGCAGAGACCUCUUCAGUUAAACUCAUGUAUGCAGUGGACCUUCCAGAUUUGUUUACUCAGACUCAGAAGAAUUUUGUCUCUGGUGACAUUCCCUUGAAACCAGUUUUCCUUUUUCUCUGAAAAGAGAGGGUGAAAUUAAAGAAAAUUUACUUCCUAUUGCUGUGUUGGGGGUGUGGAGGGAUUCUGCUGCUCUGUGAAGACAAAUUUGAGAUGAUGUCACCAAGUCACUGAAUAGAUGACACGUGAUAAGAGACGACACGGAUCUCCGGGUCCUCUUCACUCAAACCACCUUCCCUUUCUCUGCCUCUUGAAAAUAACACUCAGCUGGAAAGGGCUUAAAACUUUGAUGGCUGAUUGCCGAGUUGCCAAGAGUUGACAUUUGCAAGAUUUGCCACUGAUCGAGAAUGACAGAUCCCCUGGAAUCUGCUCUGUGAGUCUUGAAUAAGCUUCCCAAGACCUGUGUUUCCUCAGAGAGCUAAUGAGCCAGCGGCUUCUGAAACAGCCUAUAAUCUAGAGUUAAGAAAACAAAAAAAAACGCACAACUCUCUUGUAGUAUCCAGACCUUCUUGACUUGAGAAACUUGCCCUCCUCCCACCCCAAAAACCAAUCCAACAACUCAAAACACGGAUUGAUAAAUAUGAAUUCAUUGUUCAAUCAAUAGAUGAGGCAACAACAUAUCACACAAUUGUUUCUGAAAAUCUUUAGUGAUAUGGAAGACUUCAUAUUUCCUACAUCCAUCCACCAGACUUGGGACCUCAUUUUGGAUUGAUCCGCCCUCAUUCUCCGUUGAGUGACCCAAAUGCCAUUGGUAGAUGUUUUGGAGUCCCUUUACAUGCAGGGAAUAUAAAUGUACAGAGAUGGUCUAUUUUUGUUACUUUGGCUAAGGCAUUUUAGUAAUGAUAGCCCAUUCUACUUGAGCAGUCAUCAGUGUGUCCAUGGGAACAAAUACAUGUUUUGUUAGCAUUUCACACUGUUAACUUGGCACUGGUGUUCUACCUAGAUUUUAUGUUUGUUAUCUGUGUCAUUUGUGAAAGAAAAAAAAAAACACUUAAAUCCAUUCCUUUGGAUUUGGUCCAUUUCCUUGAUUUGGGAUAGAGAUGUAGUGUGGCAGGAGUGGGGGUUGGGUCCUGGCCCCAAGGACAUGUAGAAAGGCCCACCUUUAAGCCAUGCUUCUGAGCAAGCCAUUGAUCUGUCAUGAUCCCAGGCAGCUCUCCAAGAUCCCUAAGUUACAGGGGCUGAUCUACAUAGUUGGAAGGUUCCAAAUUUGUGUGGGGCAGUGGAAGCGCAAAGAUAGGGAAUAUGGCUGGCUUCUGGCCAGUCAUUGGCAUGUAUUGUUUCCAGUUCAAUCUUAUAAGCAUUUAUUAGCCACCUACUAAACUUAAGACACUAGGGAUAUAGCCUACAGAGCAGAAGAAAGGCAAUGUGCCCUAGUGGACAGAGGGCCAUUAUUGGAAUCAGGAAAACCUAGGUUUAAAUCCUGCCUCUUGACACUGGCUACAUAAACCCUAAACUACUUGGUGCUUACAGGCAACUCAGAGAGUACAAGUUACAAAUGAGUAGCCUAUCUGCAGUGGUAAAAGGACCACCCACCAAGAGUUGGUGUGGAAUAGCAAUUAAUAAAAUUUAAUCUGCUUUAUACUUUUAAUUUAGCAAUAGCAAAUUAAUAAAGUUUAAUCUCUGUGCCCCUCCCACCCCUAAUUAUAAAACAAGCAAGCAGAAAAGCUUAAUGGAUAUAGAUAAUGGAAAAAAAAAUUUUCAGCGUCUAUGAAGAUAUUUCCAUUCUUUUGUUAAAUUCCAAUGGAUAUAUCUGUAGUUGCCUUUUUUAAAUCAGUAAUUUUAAGCACAUAAAUAAAAGCCAUUGCCGAGCAUAAGGAUUAUGUCAGUAAUCUCCAGUUGCAUACUAAGUCUACAAUCCAGGGCAUCCGGUCUCUGUGGCUCUAGAAUGGUUAAAGUAGAAGAGAGAUAAGGCCUUAGUUUUCUGUCUUAUUAUUUGAUUGCUGUUGAACUGUUGGGAGAUGUGCAGGAGACUGUCCUUGACGAGGACGGUGGCUUGUCUGGUGGAUCCAACAGGCUGAUGCAUACUUAGGAUUUUGAAUAUAGCUUUUUGAAAUGCAGUGGUUGCACCCAGAUUACCAAUCAUCCCCUCUUUUCAGCGGGGACAUACUGAGGGGGAGUCGACACGGUGGCAGCCGCGCUGUGUAGUCGUUUCUUCUUACAGCAGCCGGUAAAAUUGCUCCAUUGCUGAACCUCCCUGAACAGAUUUGGAAUACGUGAAUGAGACAUCAGUUUGGAGUUUUUCUAGUUUUGAAUCGAAAGCCCUGAUGGCCAUGGUCAACAGCAGUCGCUGUGGUAUCAUUCUUUCGUUCUUUUAUGGGAGAUGAUUUAUCAUCAUCAGUUGAUUCUUCAUCAUGCCUUCUUUUCAAUCGAAAUUCUUGGAAUUUUAAUUCCUCUGUUAUUGAUCCUUCCCGCACUGUUUCCUCCUCGGGGACAGCAAGAGACAUAACUCUCGGUGUUCUUCCUUCUUGGAACUCCUCCAGAGAUGUUGGAGGGAAUUUCUGUAUUCCAGAUCUUUGGCUUGUGAAAUGGGAGAAAGACCCAUUGGUCGAGGUCUCAUGCUCCAUGAUAAGCUACUGGACGAGCUUGGUGAGAGCUCUGACAUCCUGGUGAGACUUAAUUAGUUCUCUGUGAUCUUCUCAGUGUGGAUAUUCACUGCAGUCAUUAUCCACACACAGCUCGCUCAUACUCUUCAGUGUCGGUGAGCUCACAGAAAGUUGAAGGGGGGAGCAAGCCAGUGUGCCAGAGACCUUCCUCAAAUUUGACUGAUGAUGUGACAGUAUCCUUCCCUCUCAUAACACUGGCUCAUCUCUUUCCUUUUUUUCCCCCUCAAGCAUCUUCAGUUGGCAUAGAAAGCUUUUAUUUAAAAACCCAGUGAUCAUUUUAUUCCUAUGAGCUGUAGUUCCACAUGUCUAGAGUGUUGGGGACCCUCUCAUACAGGUAUCUUUUUGAUUUUAAAGACAAUACAACAUGGCAGUCAGAACUGUGUAAAGACCAUGUCAAAGAAAGUUGUCUCUUACACCCCUUCUGUUCCCAAUGUCCAUUAAUUUUCAAAGAUAUUUCCAAACCAUUGGGUUCUCUAUUCUAUGCUCAUAAUUUGAUAUGAAUUGUCCCACAGAAAAAUGUUGGAUCAUUUGUAGUGUUAAAGCAAGUACCAUAUGGCUUUUGCAUUUGGCAAGUGAUGCUAUGAUUUGAAGCCAGAAAGUAGUUCCUUUGCUUCCUCAGGUAGAAAAGGGAAAUAAAGGUAGGACUAUGGACCAGGGAUCAUUUCUUUCUUGCUUUAAGCCAACCCAGAAUUAAGGGGUUGAUGUUUUUGGAGCUGAUCUGCCCAUUUCCAGGUUUGGGGUGCUUCCUUCUCUUAUUGGAUAAAGUUAGUCGAGCCUCUGAACUGUUUUUCUCUUUGCCAGCCAAGGCCCCAUGCACCUUGGUACCAGAUGCUCUGGCUCCAGUUUGGCUUUACAAGCUGCCUUAGGAGCACUGGUCUCCCCUUUCUCCCUUCCCCCUUUUUAUAAUUUAGAAUGGUGAGAUGUUACCUUAGAGAUGGGACUUUGGUGCUUUGCCCAGAUACCUAAAUUUCAUCUGGGGAAAAAAACAAAACAAAACAAAACUCUGCAACCUCUGCUCUGUCUUCUAGAACAUUUUUUUUUUCUAUUUUCAUUUGGGGCACCAUAGCCCAGCUUUGAUCUGUUACUCUCAACCCUCUUAAAUAAAUGUUGGUAAGAUGUGCCACCAUUUAGUCAUGAGAUGAAAGGUUCAAUAAAAAAGCUCUUUGCUGGGGAGGGCACAGGGCCUGGCCCUAGGAUCAUAGGGACUAAGUUAGUGAUGAGCAAGUGCUGGAGAGGAAGUGAGCCAGUUUGUGGGUUUGACCAUGGAUGUUUAUAUCCCACUCUUAAUCACCAGUUACCAUCCUGAUGAUGUGCCGAGGGCUCUCAAGUUCCCCAAACACCCAUAAACUAGGGUCGCUUGACUCAGGACCCACAAACAGCUUACUUACUCAGUAAGCAUUCUUAGCGGAAAUGGAGGCUAGCCAAAAAACCACUUGUUUGGUUGGUUCAUUUGAUCUUUCAGCAGCCUACAUAUAUUCUGUUCUACCUUUGCUAAACCGAAACUUUUUCCUUGGACCUUUGAAUAUUCCUUUUUUUUUUUUUUUUUUUUUCCUCAAGGCAGUUAAGGUUAAGUGAUUUGCUCAGAAUCACACAGCUAGAAGGUGUUUGAGGUCACAUUUGAACGCGGGUUCUUCUGACUUCAGGGCCAGUGCUCUAUCCACUGCACCUGUCCCUUGGCAGCUUGUGAGUCUUAACCAAAUUAAAAGCUGUGCAUUUGAGGGAGGAUCCUAAGUGCUGUAUCCUUGGCUCUUUACAAAUUGUUUCCUCUGAGAGUCAAACCAUGUGUAGUAUUCUGUCUCUUGGAUUAAUAAGGACUAGAAUGUAGGAAGGUAUGCUGGAGGGAAGGAAAGAGAACACUUAAAUUUGCCUUAAGCAACUGUGGUUGCAGAGAGAUUCUAAAACUUCCUUGAAACAAAGGAAACCCCCUCACCCCCCAAUCCGAAUUGAGUCCACAACACCACCAAGUGGAAGAAUCAAUCCUUUCUGGCCGUCCAAAUGCCAACAAGGGAGUUCCAAGUUCCAGACUUGCCACACCAUGGUUAUCUAAGUAUCUCUGUACAAAUGGGAAUUAUUUUUUAAAUAAAAUAGUGAGUUUUCCAUUUUGAGAAACUUGAAAAUAGCAACAGUAACUGCUUCUUCUACACUCGAGCCAAACUGUAUUUAUUAAGCCAAACCCACAACACAUAGAACAAAAACCAUACCAUACAAGAUGUUUAUAGGUAUUUUGUACAUUGCCUCUGGCAGUAUUCCUGUAACUUAAGUUUGUUGCUUUCUCUUAAGAUGUUCUUCAUGUGUGAUUUGGUUUGUCACUAUUUUAAUUCUUUUGUGUGGUAAUAGGUUGAUAACUGAUAAAUCCUGUGGAUGCCUCUUGGCUGUUCUUUUGUUAUGAGUAAAACAGACGGGUUAGUUUCUUUUCAUGAGCAUUGUUCUGGAAAAGUCAAAAUAAAAUCGAUAUUUGUGCUUCUA
Sarcophilus harrisii (Tasmanian devil) is the source of this 9141-nucleotide messenger RNA. RefSeq names its product solute carrier family 35 member E2B (gene SLC35E2B). The record is from RefSeq and is a predicted model, not a curated record. Gene Ontology annotation, cellular component: Golgi apparatus. Gene Ontology annotation, molecular function: antiporter activity. The coding region runs from base 315 to 1538 and encodes 407 amino acids. The transcript is spliced from 9 exons. NCBI's taxonomy places the organism in Eukaryota, Metazoa, Chordata, Mammalia, Dasyuromorphia, Dasyuridae.